UUCCGAGUCUCUCUUACCGUAAAUGAAAGUAGUUUUGAAAUCACUUUGUAAAUAUGAGAAUAAUUAAUUAGUUUAGCAUAUGCUAUUAAUACUAAUAAUUAAGUAACAAUACUGUAUUAUCUAUAAACCAAAAAUUACAAAACAUGUACACAUUAAUCAUGCAUUAUACCGUCAUUUCCGGCGACAUCCAGACUACCAUACCCAGUAGCCCCGGCAGGGUACCAACGGUUGGCAGCGGUUGACAAGUUUAAGUGCUUGGGAUUAAUGGCAAAGCAGAUAUUAAAGCAGCAAAAAAGAGUGAUUAAGUACAAAAGGGUUUGUUAAACCAGGCAAUGGCAGCUGAAGAGUGGCCAAACAGGCGCUUAGCUUUCUUCACAGUUCAGACAAAUGCUUAUGGUCCUGCCUGAAGUUGUCUGGUAGCGGUAGUGAUUGCAGCCACUGCCUACAUAUUCCGCAGAAGUCCAAAACCAUUUGUUGACUAUACUAGUCAAGUAAGGCUGCUCUUGCAGACGUGGUUAGGCCAAGAAUUUGUGCUCCGUAGAUUAUAGUGGUUUAAAAUACCGUAGGAAAACGGAGUAAGACUGCUCUCUAUAUUUCCAUUCUCUUAGUAAAAUUUACAACUUUGAGUUCUGUCUUCAUAUCUCUGUGUGUGAGCUUGGAAGAAACAAUGGCAGUUGGGUUAGCGAUAGCAGGCGAAGCCGGGCAAUACAAUGGCAGGAUGACGCCGUUCGUCAUCCUCUCUUGCAUGAUGGCAGCCAUAGGAGGUGUAAUUUUCGGCUACGACAUUGGAAUUUCAGGCGGCGUGACUUCAAUGGAGCAGUUUCUUAAAAAAUUCUUUCCUGAAGUAAACACUAAGAUGAAAUCGGACACCAAAAUCAGCAACUACUGUAAAUUCGACAGUGAACUGUUGACCUCCUUCACAUCCUCACUCUACAUAGCUGGUCUUGUAGCUUCCCUUUUUGCCAGUUUGGUCACAAGGGCUUACGGCCGCAAGCCUUCAAUCCUUGCCGGUGGAGCUGCAUUCCUUGCCGGCUCAGCUCUAAACGGCGCAGCUAUGAACAUCUACAUGCUCAUCCUCGGCCGCUUAUUGCUUGGAGUUGGUAUUGGUUUUGGAAAUCAGGCUGUUCCAUUGUACCUUUCGGAAAUGGCACCACCAAAAUACAGAGGAGCAAUUAACAAUGGCUUCCAAUUUAGCGUCGGCAUUGGCGUAUUAUCAGCUAACCUCAUCAACUACGGCUCUGAGAAGAUCAAAGGUGGUUGGGGGUGGCGAAUCUCCCUAGCCAUGGCUGCAGUCCCUGCUUCAAUGCUAACACUGGGCGCAUUUUUCCUUCCCGAAACACCUAACAGCCUAAUCCAGCGUAGCACGGAUCACCAAACAGCCAAGCAAAUGCUACAACGUAUCAGAGGUGUCGAUGAUGUCCAAGCAGAACUCGAUGAUCUGAUCAAGGCAAACAGCAUAUCGAAAAACAUCAAACACCCUUUCAAGAAAAUCCUGGAGAGAAAGUAUAGGCCUCAGCUUGUGAUGGCAAUAGCCAUACCAUUUUUUCAGCAGUUGACAGGGAUCAACGUCAUAUCCUUUUACUCCGCCAUACUUUUUCGAACAAUUGGGUUGGGAGAAAGCGCUUCGCUCUUGUCCGUUGCCAUGACGACUGGAGUGGUUGGUACAAGCUCAACAUUCGUAUCUAUGCUUAUCGUAGACAAAUUUGGGCGAAGAGCGUUGUUUUUAGCUGGUGGGAUUCAAAUGUUGGUGUCACAAAUUAUGGUGGGAGGUGUAAUGGCAGCUCAGCUUGGUGAUCGCGGCGGAGUGAGCAAAGGCUAUGCCUAUUUGGUGCUGGUUUUGAUAUGCAUUUAUGUAGCGGGAUUCGGGUGGUCAUGGGGGCCGCUCGGAUGGUUGGUUCCGAGUGAGAUUUUCCCGUUGGAAAUUCGAUCAGCGGGACAAAGUAUAAAUGUGGUGGUGAACUUUUUGUUCACUUUCAUUGUUGCUCAAACUUUUCUAGCAAUGCUGUGCCACUUCAAGGCUGGGAUUUUCUUCUUUUUCGGGGGUUGGGUGGCGGUGAUGACGGUGUUUGUGUACUUGUUUUUGCCGGAGACAAAGAAUGUGCCGAUCGAGAAGAUGGAGAUAGUGUGGCAGGAGCACUGGUUUUGGAGGAGGAUUGUGGGGGACUCUAGCAAGGACACCAAGAUGGAAGCUCCUUGAUGUACUUAUAACGAAGAUCAAUGAAUUGAUUAUACCACUUUAUAACUGUAGCACACGAUAAUUUUUCAUUGUUCUACUAAUUUCUAGUAAUUUUGAAAAAUAAAUUAAAUUAAAUUAACAUAAAUAAACAGUGAUUUACGAGUA
Messenger RNA from Pyrus x bretschneideri (Chinese white pear), 2341 nucleotides. Its product is annotated as hexose carrier protein HEX6-like. The transcript has 2 exons. Gene Ontology annotation, biological process: monosaccharide transmembrane transport. Gene Ontology annotation, cellular component: membrane. Lineage: Eukaryota; Viridiplantae; Streptophyta; Magnoliopsida; Rosales; Rosaceae. Gene Ontology annotation, molecular function: monosaccharide transmembrane transporter activity. The record is from RefSeq and is a predicted model, not a curated record. Bases 668 to 2197 code for a protein of 509 amino acids.